ACCCAUUGGGGUCCCAGCAGGUUAUUUAUACCCAGUGGGUUAUCCUGGUAGAUAACCCACUGGGGUAAACUACACACAUGCUGUUAUGUAUGAUAAUCUAUGUAACUGUGUGUGUGUACUUGUACCUGAAGAAACUUACUGGAAAUAAGUCACUUUCUGACUUUCCUUGGGGUUAUCCUGACUCUACCAUGGAAAAUUAUGAGAAUGAGCUUAUAAAUGAGCUAAGGAGUGUUAAUCUGAUACUCCGUGAAAUAUGGACAGAAAUUGGAUUUGAUCAAGAAACCUGUGUUCAACGGCAGACUCGCAUCAUAGAACUUGUUAAGGAACUACUGAGUAAUGUACUGAAUGGGGAGACAUUAUUAAAGACCAAACUUGCUACAAGUAUUGAAGAAAAUGGCAAGGAAUUUUAUCACUUAAACAAGGAAUUGGGUACUGCUAUCCCUGAUCCUGACGACAGUUUGACCUUGUUGGAGGUGGAGAGGUAUCUUCGACACAACGUUGAAGAGCUACUUAAAGAAGUAAAUGUACGCCGCAACAAGCUCAAAGAGCUGCGAGAUAUUGAGCAGGUAAAUCGGGAGAAGACCUUCCGUCAUCUUAAGUCCAAUUUGUCGAGGCUUUUGGAUGAACUUGAGUUGAAGGCUAAUUCUUCCUUGGAGCUCAAUGUUCUUUCUGAUGUAGAAGACUUGUUUACUCUCUCUCGCAGCAACCUCCAUCAGAUGAAACAACUCAAUGAAAGAUAUGAACAAAUGGUAAAGGAAAAUGAGAGGGAAAGUCUGCACCUUCACAAUCACAUUAGACUUCUCUAUGACCGUCUUGAGGUUGAUCCCAGUGAGCGUGACAUCUUUCUUGAUACAAUACAUGGCCAUACUCCAUCAGUGUUAAAGAAGCUUCAGCAAGAGAUGCAUCGUCUAGAGGAGUUGAAACACCAAAAUAUGGCAAGGUUCAUUAAUAAGUUACGGCGUGAGUUGGAAGUUUUGUGGGAUAAGUGCUACAUCAGUGAAAACGAAAGAAAUGCCUUUACUCCAUACUUUGCUGGUUACACAGACGAAGUUUUAAAAGCACAUGACAACGAAGUACAGAAACUGCAGACCUAUUACUCUGAUAACAAGCUCAUCUUUAUGAAAAUCAAACAAAGGCAUGAGAUAUGGAACAAAUUAGUAGAACUGGAAGAAAAAGCUAAUGACCCUAAUAGACUGUUUGGUAAUCGUGGCUGCUCCUUGCUUCAGGAAGAAAAAGAAAGGAAAAGAGUAAAGAACGAGUUGCCACGUGUAGAAAAGGAGCUAGAGGAUCUUGUACUUGCUAGGGAGAAAAAGGAUGGCCAGCAGUUCCUGGUGGAGGGCAAGACAAUUUCAGAUUACAUAAUGGAUCAGUGGCACCAGUACCAUGAACAGAAGGAGCAGGAAAAGAGAGAGAGACAAAAUGCUCGCUCUAAACUGUUGAACUCUGAGAGUCGUUUAGGAUCCAAACCACCUUCUGUUAAAAGGCGAAUAGCACGCAAUGAUACCCUGAGGACUUCAAAACUGAGACGUAUUGGAGAGGAGCAAUCACUGGGACGUUCAACUCCUGUUACUCCCUCAAGAGGAACUAGGUCAGUGCUACGAGAGCAUGACCAGAAUACACUGAAGAAUGUAUCGACAAAUUUGUUUCCUAAAAAGGAUGGAACAAAUCUCUCCUCUGGCGAAGUCUCGUCUUACUCUCAUUUCUCUGAUGGUAUCCAGCGGCGCAGUGAGAGGGAGAACAUGAGGAGUUCAGCAGUUCAUGGAACCAAGAAAACUCCAUUGAUACAUCAUCCAUCUCCUCGGCACCCUCCCCCAGGCCUUCCCAAAACUCCUAAGACAUUACCUCGGAUAGCUAUACGUCGUUCUCCCCGACACAGUGGUAAUCGCUCUGUACGGCGAUCACCGAAGAGUGCAACAGUUUCACGGCUUGCAACUCCAUCUUCAUCAUCAGCUUUUAGAUCGCCACACAUUGGAGGAUCUCGUCGUGGAACUCCAAACAGAUGGAGCAAACUUAGUUUUCUAAUCUGAUUUAUCUUCUAAAUGCGUAAAUUUUUAUCAUUGGACACACGCCUAUUCCAAAGGAAAUAUGUUUGUGUGAAAUGUAUGCAAUAUUAUAAGAUGAUAGGAUUAUUUUAUUGUUUGAUGGUUAUAGAUCUGUAAUCAGAACAUUUAGAAAUUUACUAACGUAGUAUUGCUUUCAUAAUCAGGUGUAACAAUCGGGCAUUACUUUAAUACAUUCAAUAGCAAGUUAUCACUUGCAUGAAGAAGUUGCAGGUUCGAUAAUACAGUGUUCAAGAAACUUUGUUGGCAGUGUACUAUAACACCAUUUGUCAACAUGUUUACAGUUUCUAGCAUCCAUUGUAGCACUGUAUUAAUUGCUGUGUACCAAAUAUAUCCUAUGUGUAGAUUUUAAUGUACAUGGAUACAUUUGUUGUAAACCUUUUACUAAGACCAUGUUUUAAAGGUAGUUAUGACCAUCCCAACAUCACUGAUAAUUGAGCUCAAAUAUAAGACUUCGCAUCUAAUUUUUUAGUACCUCUAAUAUUGGUUGUUAGCCAUCUUAAGAUCUGCAUGCACUGACAACUUGUUUGUAUAGAUGAGUCAGUAGCAGGGUUAUUUUUUGGGUGCAUGUAUUUGAUAAGUGUUGAGUUUAUAUUGAUAUUUUAAGAUGGAAUAUUUCUAGCUGGCAAAUUAUUUUGGCGUCUCUUAAAAUACCCCCAGCAGACUUAGAUUGGGUUCAGUAUUGUAUUGGAUUCACAAAACAUUUACCAAAUUAAUAUUGAAUCACUGGGUCUUGGAUCUUUUGAAGGUUGCACCUAACAUUGCUGUCUUAUAUUUAAUCUUGAUCAACUGGAUCUCUUCCAUCACCAAGUUCAUACAUUAAAAGAUUUUAAUAAUCAUGCAACUCCUCAUCUCAGCAGAUUAUUAUUGCAUAUUGAAUCACUGUAAUUUUUAAUACAUUUUCAUUCAUCAGUGUGCCUGGUACAUCACCUUUUUGUAAUUAACUCAUUUAAAUAACAUUUUAAAUUUUUAUCAAUACCUAUGACCCCUCCAGAUUUAGUGCUUAGUUUUGAUAUUGAUACCUGUACUUUAUAUAAAUUCAUUCACCAAACUAAGUAUUUAUCUUGCCUAUAAUGUUGCAGGUGUCUUACUGGGCAUGGCAAAAAUUCAAGUACACUUGCUGGCAAGUAGUGUGACUCUUUGCAUACAGAGUAUAGACUGCUGCUGCUUCAUGGCUUAUAUUAAAAGUACAGUACUUAAAAAUUACCCUGUAAAUUCAGCUGGUACCUAUACUACUUGCAAACAGUUUUGUGUAUUCCCUCUAGAGUGUAUAAUACAUUUUCAGUAAUAUAAAAGUUAACUAAUUUGCCAUGAAUAACUUCUUUCUGUUAAAAGGUUAAUUAUAAAUAUUCAUUAAGUUUUUCUGUCAUACUUUUAAUUUGCUUACAUCACUGUAAGCAUUUGCUACAAAAGGUUCAAAAGUGGCAUUGUUUAGUUAGUGUGAAUUGGUUUAAGGUCAUCUAACAAAGUUUUUAAGCUUGUGAUGAAUUGGAGAAACCAAGUUUGGCUUCAUGUCAAGCUUCAACAGAACUUGAAAUUGGUUACAGGUAUAUAUGCAGUAAAUGGAUGUCUGGAAGGUGGUGCCAUGAGAACCAAUUGAUGCUACUAAAUGUUUUAAAGGAAACAUAGCCUGAAAGGCACCAAGAUUUUUAGAAAAUAGAUUUUCUUUUAAUCGAGAGUAACAAGUCGAUUUGCGAUGAACUUUUGACAUAUUAGUUUAUGUAUAUAUGAAACAAAAUAGAAGCAAAUGUAUCAAGGCUAUUAUGCAUAAUAUAAAAUAGGUAUAUUUUUUCAACACUGCCCAUCUUCUACCGAGGCAGGGUAACCCCAAAAAGAAACAUUUUCCAUAGCUACAGUAAGAAAUACAAAGUACGUCAGUUUUUACCCAGGUGUCAUUAAAACUCAGUUUACCACUAUUCUUGCCUUAAUGAUGUACAUCUUAAUUACUCUUGUUUUCAUUGACAUAUUGCAGCAUUUGAAUUGUAUAUACUGUAUAUGUAGUCAGUAAUGGUUAUGCACAUCUUUCUUAGAUGUGCUGUACAAGCACUCGAAUGAAAAUUUUUUAGUUUUUGCCUUAUUCAUUUUUGGUAUUGCUGAAAACUUGAUUGUGAGAAGUUACACUAAUUUGCUUUGAGUUAAUUUUGAUUUGGGAGCUUCUACAGUAUAUAUAACAUACAUUAUAGCUUUAAAUCUUUUACAUGUAUAUAAUCCUGCACCAUUGAAUUUUUUUUUUUUUUUUUUGUACAAGUAGACUAGCCACAGGGAGAGCAUUGCAUAAGUCAAAUUAUCCAAUUGUUAAUUAGGUUUAAAUUUAUUGCAGUAUGUCAUAUUGGCAUCACAUUUCAUUCACUGAAUUAUUUCUUCUGAAAACCAGCUUAGUAAUAAGCUGUAUUGAUCUUAUCAGAAGCUCUUCAUAUUUGCAUCUAAUAUGUGAACUGCAGUUAAAUUUUUUAAGAUAUUGAUAUAAGGGAACUUGUUUUAUGAAAAGCUGUAUUUUAUUAUAAAGUGUAUUCAUAGAUGAUGCAGUGUCAUUAAUCUAUGCAAUAACUUGCAUUAUUAUAACAGCUCCGAAACACUGUACAUAUUCCUGUCUAAGUGAGUUUUAUUAAACUUGAGUGUAAGUGGGUGUGAAUGUAAUUCACUUAGCUUUUGCAAUAAAUUAAUUAUAAAUG
Cherax quadricarinatus is the source of this 4732-nucleotide messenger RNA. The record is from RefSeq and is a predicted model, not a curated record. NCBI's taxonomy places the organism in Eukaryota, Metazoa, Arthropoda, Malacostraca, Decapoda, Parastacidae.